GGAGGGUAGGACUCGCCUUACUUUAUCCCAGAUAAAGGCGUGUAGCAUUACCCAACCCCUCCUUUUAGCGUCUCGGGACCGUAGUAGCCCGUCAACUUAUUCCCCCCUCCUCCUAAUUCCCCCGUAAUUCGCCACCAUGCCGCCCAAAAUGGACCCCACGGCCAUCGUGGACGUUUUCGUCCGCGUGACCGGCGGCGAAGUCGGUGCCGCGUCCUCGCUCGCCCCUAAGAUCGGCCCGCUCGGUCUAUCGCCUAAAAAGAUCGGAGAAGAUAUCGCUAAGGAGACCGCUAAGGAGUGGAAGGGGCUUCGCGUGACCGUUAAGCUGACGGUUCAGAACCGCCAGGCGAAGGUGUCGGUCGUCCCUAGCGCUGCGGCGCUGGUGAUUAAAGCGCUUAAGGAGCCGGAGCGCGACCGCAAGAAGACGAAGAACAUCAAGCACAACGGAAAUAUCUCCAUGGAUGACGUCAUCGAGGUGGCCCGCGUGAUGCGGCCACGGUCGAUCGCGAAGGAGUUGACCGGCACGGUGAAGGAGAUCCUUGGCACGUGCGUGUCGGUGGGAUGCACGGUGGACGGCAAGAGCCCCAAGGACGUGCAGCAAGAGAUCGACGACGGCGAAAUCGAGAUUCCCGCCAAUUAGAGACGCGCCCGCGCGCGGUUGAAAGACUCGUCGUCUUGGGAGAGUCGCUUUUCUUAUCCAGGCUUCGCCAGGUUCUGAUCGGGCUCGCAUCGGUUCGAAGCAGUUGGGAUCGGGUCGGACAAGUGGCGUGCUGUGCUGUGCUUGUGGUGGGGCUCAAGAGAGCAGAGUCUGCUUGCGCUGGAGCUGCGGGGGAGUCAAUUGGGGUGGCGGCAAUAGGCGUGGAUGCGUUGGUUGUGGCGGCAGGCGUGGCGCCUAGGCAGUAGGUGCUAUUGCGUUUGGGGUAGAGGCAGCAGUAGCCGCUGCUGCUGCUGCUGCAUGGCUUGGAGAUGGAUGCGGGGAGCAGCCGAGGCUGGGUAGGUGGAGUAGGGGUGUUGUAGUCGCAGUAGUAGCGUUGAUGGAUCUUUUGGGAGGAAGGCAGUCUCUUGGGAUGAAGCCAGUGGUCAGUCUCUUACGCGCAAUGGACUCCUUGUCUUUGGCUCGAGCCACCGCGUGCAGCGCUUACCACGUGUCGUGUGCAGAUUGGGUAAUGAGCUUCUCUUUACUGGCUAUAAGCUUCACUCCCUUCAUGCGUGCUCCGGCUCGUGACCCCUCGGGUGUGCGUGUGCGCUAGUGAGCUUGUGCGUGUGUGUACGUGUGUCAGUGCGCGUUUAUUCCUCGUGAGUUUCUUCCUACGUUCUUCCUUCGUUCUGUGAUACCAAUGACGUUCCUAGCGGUGCUUCACAGCGAAACACAGUGACAUGUGACAUUCUGGUUAACCCAUCAAUACAA
Messenger RNA from Closterium sp. NIES-67, 1405 nucleotides. The record is from the annotation of a GenBank genome assembly. Lineage: Eukaryota; Viridiplantae; Streptophyta; Zygnematophyceae; Desmidiales; Closteriaceae.